CGUGGGUUGUUUGUCUUUGCUUUCCUUCUCCACUAUAAAUAUCCUCCUCCCACCUUAUCUCAUUGCUUCCCAUUUCUCAUUUAUCUCCUCUCCAUUUCUCCUGGUUACUCCAAGCUCUCUAAAAUGGCGUCUUCAGUCUCCGCAAUUUCUCUCUCUAAGACCCUAAUUUCCCCUUCGUACCUAUCUACAGCAGCAAAUCCUAGGUCUUCCUCCCCUUCAACUUUAGUCCCAGUUUCUCGCUUUCUCCGUCCUUCGUCCUUCGGAUUGAAGCUGCUGCCUCUGGCCUCCUUUCAGACCAAGACGGUUAAUGGUCUUAUGGUUAGAGCCACUGUUGAUGGCGAUUAUUCUUCGAAAAGGAGUAGUAGCAAUGAGCCAAGAGAGACCAUUCUUCUUCCUGGUUGUGAUUAUAACCACUGGCUUAUAGUCAUGGAGUUCCCUAAAGACCCGAAGCCUACCAGAGAGGAGAUGAUCGAGACCUAUCUCAACACUCUUGCCACCGUUCUUGGAAGUAUGGAGGAAGCCAAGAAGAACAUGUAUGCUUUUAGUACCACCACUUAUACUGGCUUUCAGUGUACUGUCUCAGAAGAAACAUCAGAGAAGUUUAAGGGAUUGCCUGGAGUUCUCUGGGUUUUACCAGACUCAUACAUUGACGUGAAAAACAAGGAUUAUGGAGGCGACAAGUACAUAAAUGGUGAGAUAAUUCCCUGCACAUAUCCUACUUAUCAACCCAAGCAACGCAGCAAUUCAAAAUAUGAAAGUCGAAGGUAUGAAAGGCGAAGAGACGCUCCCCCUCCAGAGCGAAGAAAACCUAGACAGACUGUGCCUCAGUCUGAUUCAUCUUCAGAAUGAGGUAACUGAGGCUUUCAAGUACUCUUUGUGAAACUUGGUGCCCUUCCCUUGAACUUCUCUGAGGUCUGAUUCCUCUUUAUUAAAUGAUACACUUGCAGGGUACUAGUAUAUUUCUGCAAUAUAACUAGGAUCUUAUAUCAAUGGUUUGGUUGCAAAUAUUGGAGGCUGAAAUAACUCUUCAAUCUCUUUAGUGGAAAUCAAUUGUUUUAUGGGUUGAUGGGGGACAUUCGGUGGCUUGAGUAAGUUGCAGUAACUCAUGCCACUAUGUGGGGGUUGCUUCAAUCUAUGUUGUUAGGUUGAUUUGGAGUUCCUGCUGGUCCAUGUUCAUAUUUAGUCUGAUUUAGCUUGUGGUGUAGUUAUGGUUCAGAGAAAACAGUAACUAUGAGUUUGUUUUAUAAGGGUCCUUUUUUUUUGCCUGAGGACAUAUAGCUAAGUUGUAUGGUCUACCGUUAUUUGCUUAUGUAUUUUUCUCUUGUGACAAUAUGUGACUUCUUGAAUCUAGACUGUCUUCCUUUACUUU
Molecule: messenger RNA, 1369 nt
Organism: Amborella trichopoda
Lineage: Eukaryota; Viridiplantae; Streptophyta; Magnoliopsida; Amborellales; Amborellaceae
Gene: MORF9
Product: plastid developmental protein DAG
Biological process (GO): cytidine to uridine editing; chloroplast RNA modification
Cellular component (GO): chloroplast
Source: RefSeq, a predicted model, not a curated record